GAUCGCCGAUCCUGACUGCCGUUCGCUGUCAGAGCACUGACAGCUCAGACAGAUCGGAACUCUACGGCAGACCACUCCGGUGACUUUUUGACAGACUAACCAGCGGCACAACAGUUUCCCCUGGUCGGCUGUUUAAGUUUUAGACCUCAUGGCUGACACCGAGGACAUCUUUCUGAGAGCCAAAGACCGGACUUUCAGUGGACUGACAGAAGAUGCUGAAUGUCACUGGAAGGGACCUUUUUGCCUUAUUCAGGCUGCAGACCCCCAACUUGGGCUGAUGAAGGCCUGGAGGGAGGGCGACUGCAGCAGAGGAGGCGAUGAAUGGGACGAGGAGGUUCAACUAACCAGGCAGGCCGUGGAGGCUGUUAAUAAACUCACUCCCAGACCCAGGUUUAUGGUGCUGUGUGGAGACUUGGUCGACGCCAUGCCAGGCACGCCCUUUAGGGAAAGUCAAGUAAGGGACCUGAAGGCUGUCCUGAAGGCCACAGAUCCCUCCAUCCCUCUGGUGUUUGUCAGUGGAAACCAUGACCUGGGCAACACUCCCACCCUCAGUUCAGUGGACCAGUACUGCACAGCCUGGGGAGACGACUACUUCAGCUUCUGGGUAGGCGGUGUCUUCUGUCUGGUCCUGAACUCCCAGUUGUUCUAUGAUGCGUCAGCCUGUCCUCAGCUCAAGGAGGCUCAGGAGACGUGGCUGGAGGAGCAGCUGAGCAGAGCCACAUCCUCUGUGGGACCCAAACCCAAACAUGUCCUGGUUUUCCAGCACAUCCCGCUGUACCUGAAAAACCCUGACGAGGAGGACGACUAUUUCAACCUACAGAGAAGUGUCAGACUAAAUCUGCUGGACAGGUUCAAAAGAGCUGGGGUAAAGGCCGUCUUCUCAGGCCACUACCACAGAAACGCUGGUGGUUUCCAUGAUGGUCUAGACAUGGUGGUGAGCUCAGCCAUUGGCUGCCAGCUGGGCGAUGACACCCAUGGCGUCAGGGUGGUGGUGGUGACCGCCGACAGCAUCGUUCAUCGCUACCACAGCCUGGAGCAGCUCAGAACACAAGGAAUAGACCCAGACCUCAGGAAGCUGCUGCAGGAGUGAGGCCUGGUGACUGAAGCAGAAGUGAAAGGUUUUGUUUCUCUUUGAAAUGGAUUUACAGGUACAGUGGCGUGAGUUAGUCUUGAGCCAACUGUGUUUUAACCGUGAACAAGCCUAAAAUAUAUUUGAUAUGCAGCCAUAGUCUUCAGGUUAAGUUCUAGUCUUUAAAGAAGUACCAAGCUGAUAUUGGACCAGAUUGUUACCAUGGGUACCAGGCCCUUAGGGAAACAUGUGUAGCCUGUGUACCAGUGUAAUUUAACUAAGGGUAACAAUUUCUUUUUUUUAAAUAAUUAUAUUAUGUUGUAUUUUUUUAGUCAGAUUGACAAGCUGAAGAAACUAAUCAAUAGAAGAAAAUCUAACAAAAUCAAAUGAAGCAUAAAUGAUGGUGUUUUUCAAUGCUACUACACCAUAUGAUGAUAUAUGGUGAUGUAAAAUUUAUAUUUAAUCAGUCAAGAUAAAACCUACCAGGAUGUGUUCACUGACAAAAAUCCCAAAGAAAUGAUCUAAGGAUUAUCAUCUGGUCUUCCACCAAGGACCCCUGGUUAGUCCAACUAUGCAAGUGAAUGAAACCAACACAUUCUCUGUUGUUAUCUAGGUGUUCAUUAUUUUUUAAAUGUGUUCACUCAUUACAGAGAUGUAGCGUCAACUUCUUACCUCUGAGCGCUUCCGUCACUGAUUAUUCUUCUGAAUGGUACUGUAAAAAAAAGAGUAUUCUAAGUUGUAUCAAACAUGAAAAGUUGAAUGAAUAACAUGUGAUCUAAAUCUUUGAAUCUUUAGCCUAUCCAUCCUGGUGAAAUAGAAACCUCAAAUGUGAAGGUUUCAAUUAAAAUACAGCUUGGUAGCUCUUGUGAUUGCAACACUUUUCUCUGUCUGUUUUCCAAAAAAAAAAAGAUUUGUUGUCUGGGGUCACAGUAGGUUUCACAUGUUGUUGAUGUUAAUUUCACACCAGCUUUGGAGACUUAGGGAGAAGGUGAACACCAUAAAUGGUACCAAUAAGUAUUAGAGUAAUCUGAAUUAUACAGAUUAUAAUAUCAUCUGUCUUUUUUAUUUUCUCUGUUGGGCACAGCCCUAAAGCUUCUUGUUUCCUUGCCAAUAGAUUGGCUGUGGAACAUUGCUCUUUUAUUUUUGUGAUUUGUUUGAGAAGGAUUAGUUUAAAUGAAUAAUUAUUUUUGUUAUGAAAAUACUAUAACAUGGUGCUGUGCUUUAAUUCAAAAUCCGAGGUGCGACAUGUCACCAUGAAACCAGCUCUAACCACGUUUUCCCAGCCAGUUUUUGACCGACGACACAGCAGAACGGUGUUGCAGCCUCCUGACUGCAGAUUUAUGUGGGAACACGAUGUGGUGAAGUUGGAUUUUAAAGGGACAUUUCCGCUUGAAAAAUGACUUUCUUCUCAUGCCCUAAGUGACUCUACUCCAUUACACUUUCCUCACGUCCUCACUCUGACCAACUGAAAAUGUAAGAGUUGUCAUGGCAACCUUUCAGCAACAUGUAUGUGUGUCUCAGAGAGAGACAGCAAGCGUUAGUGAAAAGUGUCCAUACUGUGAGUGCGUCCAUGUGUGAUCUGGUAGCCAUCGGAGGUGAUUUUCCCUCAGCAACGCAAUCACUGACCUCAUUUCACACUCAUGGAUUUUUCCAAAAGUAAACGUGCGAUGGCCAGAGGAGGGAGGAUGAAACGGGGGAAGAGUUUGUGGCUGAGGAGAAUUAAUAAUGAGUGUGACGUAUGAAAGACGUCUCGGUCCAUCACCUUCAUUUCCUGUCUGAGAGGGAACCUUGUUCCCUUUAUCUGUUCUUAUAUCCUCCUGUUGACCGACCUCAUCGUGUUUGUGUUUGCAACACGUGUGUUGAUUCACCAUUGAAGCAUCACAAGAUUUGACUGGUGCUGUCGAGAAGUCAUGAGUCAUCGUACUGAACACAGAGAUUUUCACAUGAUUGGUUGUAUUUUUGUCAUAAAUGAUGAUUUCUGCAUAUGUUUUCCUGUCAUAUUGGGUCAGUGUCGUCUCUAUUCACAGGUUUCCUUUUUUAUUCUAGACUGAGAUCAGAGAGAGCACUGGUGGCUUAGUGGUUAAUUUUAAGGACGUGGAUUUGGGUCCAGAAGGUUUCAGGUUCAAGUCCACCAGCUGCCAAGUCACCACUGAGGUGCUCUGAUCAUGUCACCGUCCCCACUCUCUGCUCCCCCACUGUUCACUUUGGUGAUGGGUUAAAGCAGAGGUCACAUCUGGUUGAGUGCAGUGGUGAGCUGUGAACACUGACAAGGAGUUGACUUU
Molecule: messenger RNA, 3351 nt
Organism: Cynoglossus semilaevis (tongue sole)
Lineage: Eukaryota; Metazoa; Chordata; Actinopteri; Pleuronectiformes; Cynoglossidae
Gene: cpped1
Product: calcineurin-like phosphoesterase domain containing 1
Exons: 6
Coding region: 149-1090 (313 amino acids)
Molecular function (GO): hydrolase activity
Source: RefSeq, a predicted model, not a curated record